AUGAUUGACAGUAGAAUAGAAAGUGAAGCAUUUGUUGAACCUGCUUUCGUUUUCUGUCUCCCCGGUAAUGCAAACCCUUCUUGGAGGGUACUUAAUCCUGCUUUGUUUCCUUUCCUUUCCGACUGCGUCCUCGUGCAGCACGAAUUCUGGACUUCUCUGCCGGAUACUGAUGUUUCAUCAGUUGCUGAACGUGCUCAGGUGGUCAAGGCCCUUUACAAAGUUUCAGAUGAAAGCGGCAAACUGGAGAUAACUCUGGUCUCGGAGGGCAGCGCGCCCAAGAGUGAGGUCAAAUCCGACGACGUUUACAUGGUCCAGUCAAAGGAGGGUCUCUUUGUCUACAUCGGAAAGGACUGCUCACCAGUCGAGAAGAAGAAUGCCCUGGCUACUGCCCACAAACACCUACAAAACAGUCCAACUCCAUUCCUGCCCAUUACUGUGGUGACCGAAGACAAGGCGGAAUCCUUCCUGAAAGGCAUUUGGGAUUAA
Messenger RNA from Dibothriocephalus latus, 486 nucleotides. The record is from the annotation of a GenBank genome assembly. NCBI's taxonomy places the organism in Eukaryota, Metazoa, Platyhelminthes, Cestoda, Diphyllobothriidea, Diphyllobothriidae.